CAACUCCAUCCCUCCCUCAGCGAGCGCUUGGACUGCGCCGUGCUUAUCCUCUCGUCAUCCACCGAGCACGUAGUGGUUGCAAGGCAGGUCAUAAAAUGGCUUGCUAACUAAACCCACAACACGCUCGCCACUAAGAAUCCAAAACGACAGCGCCACCGUCCCCUGUCUCUGCGCUGCAUGCGCCCCACCCUCCCACUGGGAAUCGCUGUUUUAGCGUCCCCAUUUUUAACCGGCCCGUCACAGACAUUAAUCGCCAACGGGCGCCGCUGCUUUUCGCUUCGCUAAAAUAGGCCUGCUUGCCUGCUCCUCUUCCCUGCUGUGCGCGUCUUCCUGUCCACUUCUCUCCUCCAUUCCCCAAUCUCUAUAUAUCUAUCCGCAACAACCACAAGAUCGGGGCUCCUGGUAGACAAUGAUCUUCCUAGGAACCAACUGACGCCCUCUAUGCAACGCUCUCAACGAUCGCCAUGGACCACAACAGGCCGCCGCCAGGAAGACCAAACAUGCCAACCCUCCCAUCCAUCACCACCUUGAAUCCCUCCCUUAUUUAUGAAUACAACGUUAGCAACUCUCCCCAGUCCAGGCAGCAGAACCCAUACAGCUAUUCGCACGACCCCUACUACCAACCACGCCAGGUCAAACAUGCCGGUCCCGCCAUGGAUACUGUCGCCUCUGGUGCUCAGGAAACCCCUAGACGAACUGCAGUAGAAGACAACACAGAACCUCAUCGGCCUAAUUCAAAUUCAUAUACCCACUACCAUAAUACAGGACACGCAGCUCGCAAUUCCACUAUCUUACAGCAGCCCGUUUCCCCGUCACAGUGGAAUCGGAACCAACCGCCGACUGACCCAAGACCACAGCCACAGCGCCAGGCAACAAAUGGCGUCCCACAGCCUGCCAAGAGCAUGGAACGAAAACGCAAGCUGCAAGACUUGGAAGAAUCAGCCCCAUAUCCCCAACCACAGAAACAUCGGAAUCCAGUAACAACGCAAAAAAGCCAGGCACUCCCAACACAACAGCAACCACCCAAAGCCAAGAGGCAAGCCUCUACUGCCUCGACAUCUACGGUAUCUGAGCCGGCCAAGAGAUCGAUUAGUCCUUGUAAAAAGCAUCCGUCUGUUUCAAAACAUCAGACUUGGAUACGCACCACAGAAUAUACCGGGAUCCCUCACCCUAUUCGUAAGGCUGAAGAUGUCCACGUUCGCGUUGCGAACAAUCCUCGCAUUAAGAACAACAACUGUAUUGACGAUCAUGACGGAUAUUAUUUGGUGAUUCCCGACACUGGGCUUUCGCCACGAUAUCGUAUCUCCAAGUUGCUAGGACAGGGCACGUUUGGUAAAGUUGUUCAGGCCACAGAUUCAACUUCCAACGAACCUGUUGCCAUCAAAAUCGUGCGCUCUGUGCCAAAGUACCGGGAAGCGGCUCGCCAGGAGCUCCGCGUAUUGCGCACUUUGGAAGCAAACGAUACGGCCAAUCGUUAUCGCUGUUUACACCUCCGCGAUUGCUUCGAGUAUCACAGCCAUAUUUGCAUAGUCACAGACCUGCUUGGCCCUAGCCUGUUUGACUUUUUGAAGAACAACAACUUUGCGCCGUUCCCGUUUAUGCAUGUGCAAAGCAUGGCGAAGCAGAUCCUGACCAGUAUUGCCUAUGUACAUGACUUAGGCCUAAUACAUACCGAUCUAAAACCCGAAAAUAUUUUGAUUCGCGACCCUGCAUCACGCCCAGAACCCUUUGUCAGGCGUGUGCCACCACCAGCAUCUUGCGAGAAUCCCGAGGCGACAGAACGACAAGUAUUGCUGAGUACAGACGUCAAGCUUAUUGAUUUUGGAUCUGCGACGUUUCAAAACGAAUUUCACGCCUCUAUAGUUUCCACGCGCCAUUACAGGGCUCCCGAAGUGGUGCUGGGACUGGGAUGGUCCUUUGCUUGUGAUAUUUGGAGCGUGGGAUGCAUCCUGGUGGAACUAUUUACAGGUGCCAACAUUUUUCAAACUCAUGACAACAUAGAGCAUCUCGCCAUGAUGCAAGUUUUGCUUGGUGAGGACAUCAGUCUUGACAUGAUCAACCAGUUUGAUGAAGCGUGGGUGAAGAAGAAGAAGACGACGCCGCAGACACCCGAAAUGGCUGGCGAGGCUGCGUCACCUUCAGCAAAUCCCUUUCAGGGCUACUUUAAGGAUGGGAAGCUCAACUAUCCUAGCGACGAGACCCCGCGAGGCUCCAAGAAGCUUGUCAAGAUGACCAAGCCUCUAGAGGAGCUGGUACCUAAAUCGAACUCAUUCCUGGCGCAGUUUCAUGACUUGUUGAAGCAGAUGCUCACUCUGGAUCCCACACGUCGGAUGACGGCUAAGGUUGCCCUAGCCCACCCAUGGUUUGAAGAGUAUGAUUAUAGUGACCAGAGGGUCCACGAAUUGCAGUCUCCAAAACUGCACAGCGACUGUCAGGGUGAGAAGGAAAGUUGCAUUCAAAUUCCGGCGUCUGCAUAAAAUAUGUAAAAGCGUUUUUUUGGGGCCCCUACAGCACAGUGGGCAAUUUGCUUUAUUCUUUGGUUUUACGUCGAAGCAUACAAAACAUGUACAUCUAGCUACAGCGUUAUGAAUAUGGAAAUGAAUCAUUUUGGAUUGU
[Torrubiella] hemipterigena is the source of this 2616-nucleotide messenger RNA. NCBI's taxonomy places the organism in Eukaryota, Fungi, Ascomycota, Sordariomycetes, Hypocreales, Clavicipitaceae. The record is from the annotation of a GenBank genome assembly.